This is a messenger RNA of Alligator mississippiensis (American alligator), 1354 nucleotides long. It is a transcript of the gene ID2, whose product is annotated as inhibitor of DNA binding 2. The transcript has 2 exons. Gene Ontology annotation, molecular function: protein dimerization activity; transcription regulator activity. Bases 164 to 568 code for a protein of 134 amino acids. Gene Ontology annotation, cellular component: nucleus; cytoplasm. NCBI's taxonomy places the organism in Eukaryota, Metazoa, Chordata, Crocodylia, Alligatoridae. Gene Ontology annotation, biological process: circadian regulation of gene expression; negative regulation of transcription by RNA polymerase II; cell differentiation. The record is from RefSeq and is a predicted model, not a curated record.
UGGCAGCAAGCACAGGCUGGCUCUGGCAGCCCCGCAGCCCGCGCUAUAAAAGCAGGAACAGGCAGGCUCUCGCUUCAUUCUGAGCUCAGGCAGCUGCUCGGAGAGGAAGGCAGGCAGGCAGGCACAUUUCAGAGUGCUGUGCGCUGCAAACUAGCCUCUCAGCAUGAAAGCUUUCAGUCCUGUGAGAUCGGUCAGGAAAAGCAGCCUCUCGGAACACAACCUGGGCAUAUCCCGGAGCAAGACCCCCGUGGAUGAUCCUAUGAGUUUGCUUUACAACAUGAACGACUGCUACUCCAAACUGAAAGAGCUCGUGCCCAGCAUCCCCCAGAACAAGAAAGUGAGCAAGAUGGAAAUCCUGCAGCACGUUAUUGACUACAUCCUAGACCUGCAGAUAGCCUUAGACUCGCAUCCUAGCAUUGUCAGCCUCCAUCAUCAGAGACCAGGACAAAAUUCUUCCUCCAGAACUCCUCUGACCACCCUAAAUACAGACAUCAGCAUCCUGUCAUUACAGGCAUCUGAAUUCCCCUCAGAGCUAAUGUCAAAUGACAGCAAAGCACUUUGUGGCUAAGUAAAAUGGUGAGUGUGUGUGGCUCUGCUUUUUAAAGAAAUGUUACAAAUAGUUUCACUGGGUUAAGGCAUUUUCCAUUUUGGGGUGGAAAGAGCUGCGUAUGGGAUUGGAUUCGAGACAACUUUUGAUUUAUCAUAAAGCAGGGUUAUCGGAAGAGUCCUUUACUUAUUGUUCCAUGAAAAUUACACUAGUAAUUCAGUUACUAGAUUUAAGUGCAUCCUGGCCUCUCCAGCUGAAGUACCAUCGACUGUUUUUUAAGUACUGGAAAGCAGUAUCAGAACAAUGUCACUCACCACUUGCAUAUAAAUUUGUUAAAACUGUUCCUUAAAUCCUAACUUUCUGGGCCUAAAUAGCUGAUUUAGUUGAGAAUCUUGGCAUAAUCCCUUAAAUUUUGUGAUGUGGGAUUGUCUCCACUCUCAGUUAAAUAAGUGGCUGUUUUUAAUCUAAUAAUUGGUGUAGGAGGCAGACUGGCGCCUCUGAGCAGUGCAUGUACAGAGAUCCAAAUAGAGAUUGGAUCUUUCUCCCCCUCCCCUUGAGCGUAUUUUAUUUUAAUGUUUAAUUUGUGCUCUGGAAGGGGGGUGGGGGGGGAGGGAGAGAGAGCGUGUGUGUUUUGCAUCUGGACGCCAGGGUUUGCCCAAUCUUUGAGUGUUUGGUUAAAUGUUCAAACUGUGGCUUCCUCUCUGGCGCCAGUCUGUCCGGAUCUCUGCCCUGUUAGCAUUCUCCUAAAUACGCCUCUUUUCAAUCUUUUGCAGGUGUUUGCUUUUUUUUUUUUUUUUUUUUUUUUUU